AUCUUGCUGUCUCUCCAGGCAGCAGCAGCGGCGGCGCUUUGCUCUUCCCUCCUCUCAGACGGAGGAGUGCUGAGCAGAGCAGCCCAGGACUGAAACAGUCCACUCCGCCGCGCUCAGCUCUGGGGUCGGCCUCGCUUCGAGUCGCGCCUUAUACCGGUAUUAAUUACUUUUAAUUGGAGAAGCUGCGUCAUAAUUUCAAAGAGCCGCCAACAACACAGGACUUCUGUUCGACCUCCCCAAGAAGAAACCAUUGGUCUUCCCGAGUGCUGCCGUCAUACCGGCUCUUCUAAAGCUCCACCCAAACUGAUCGUGCUCCGGUCAACAUGUCGUCGUCCUAUGCGGCUGCCAUAUCGGCCCUUCUCGCAUCCAACCAACCAAUCCAUCAGCCUUUCUCAGAAACAAAACAUAAGAGCAGCAGCAGAAAGAGUCCCACACCCAGCAAGAGGCCUCCAUCUUUACAGAACCACGCCGCUUCACCGGAGCCUCUGGGAUCUUAUGAAGAGCAACAGGAAAAUCCUUCAGACUAUGGCAUCGGUGGUUAUUACCGGGUAGAGAUUGGAGAAAUAUUUGUUGACCGCUAUCAAGUCCUUAAAAAGUUGGGAUGGGGUCACUUCUCCACCGUGUGGCUCUGCUGGGACAUGGUAAUGAAGCGCUUUGUGGCUCUGAAGGUGGUGAAGAGCGCUGAAAUGUUCACCGAGACGGCACUGGACGAGAUCAAACUGCUUAAAUGUGUCAGGGACAGUGACCCCAAGGAUCCUAAGCGUGAGAAAAUCGUGCAGCUCAUUGACGACUUUAGAAUCUCGGCUCCGACCGGAGAGCACGUGUGCAUGGUUCUGGAGGUUCUCGGCCACGAGCUUCUCAAGUGGAUCGUCAAAUCCAACUACACAGGCCUCCCCCUGCCUUGUGUUAAAAGCAUCCUCAAACAGGUCUUGCAGGGUUUAGAUUACUUGCACACUAAAUGCAAAGUCAUCCACACAGACAUCAAGCCGGAAAACAUCCUCCUGAGAGUGGACGAGAUUUAUCUGAGGAAGCUUGCAGCCAACACAAAGCUGUGGCAGUUACCUGUUCCUCCUCCUCCUCUCAGCAGCAGCAGCUCAGUGAACAGAGACUCGAGAGAAAAGCAGAGCGUGUUCAACUUGUUUGGGAAGCUGACGGGGGUUCUGCACACCCUUGGCGAAUGGUCCAGCAAGGUUUCCAGGAGUCCGCUGAAGCAGCAGCUAUCGGCGAAGGACAAAAGCCGUCGGGGACAGAAGAGUUCGUCUGACCUGAAGUCAGACAAGCCUCAUGUGACGUUUUCUGAAGCUGCCGCUUCAAGCACGCAUCACUUCACUAGUACCUCAAAGCUCAGAGGCCAUAACCUUAAGUUAAGGAGGCAGACUUUGCUGUUUGAGGAUGGACUGGACAGUGCUCCGCGCAGCCACAGGCACUCCAUGGGCUCAUGCCCAAACUUUAGCGUGGACGCUCCGGCCUCCAGCUCCAGAUCCGCGCUGACCCCCCAGACGUCGCACACCGAGCCCGUUGCACCUCCGGCUUCCUCAGCUAGAGGAAUCGGUGACACAGACGCUCCUCUGGACGUACUGAAGCCUCACAAUGCCGACAAAAUUGUCGUCAAGAUUGCAGAUCUGGGCAAUGCCUGCUGGGUGCACAAGCACUUCAGUGAAGACAUCCAGACCUGUCAGUACCGCUCCAUCGAGGUUCUGAUUGGUGCGGACUACGACACGCCAGCUGACAUCUGGAGCGCCGCCUGCAUGGCCUUUGAGCUGGCCACGGGAGACUACCUCUUUGACCCCCAGCCAGGAGCCGCGUUCUGCCGGGAGGAAGAUCAUAUUGCUCAUAUCAUCGAGCUGCUCGGACCUCUUUCGUCCCAGUUUGCCCUUUCUGGGAGAAAAUCCAAACAAUACUUCAACAGGAAAGGGCAGCUGCGGCACAUCUCCAAACUGAAACCGUGGAGCUUGUUGGAGAUCCUGCUGGAUAAGUACGAGUGGCCACGAGAGGAAGCGCUCCAGUUCAGCUCGUUUCUCCUCACCAUGUUGGAACUGCAGCCACAGAAAAGAGCCACAGCUGCUCAGUGCUUGAAACACCCCUGGGUUACCUCCUAGAGACACACAGCAGGAAACCAGGGCCACUGUACAAGGGGGGGAAAGAAGGAGUCCGUUUCUGAAAAAAGCUCAGAAAUUUUCAAAUUAAUCUCUAGAGGUUCAUCUAAUCUCUUAAUCUAGAUUUUCUAGAACAUCUAGACAUUUCUGAGCUUGGAAAAUCUAAUGUUUACUGGGAAAGAAAACAAAUCGGAAAUCCUGAGCUAAAUAGUUUAUAUAAGCACUUGCAUUUCUGAGUUUCAAAAGUCAAACAUUUGCUAGAAAAAAAACAAACAAUUUUGAGGUCAAUCUCAGAAAAAAGAUUAAUUUCCGAGUUUCAAAAGUCACAUUUUAUCAUUUUUCCUUGAAAAUUUCUGAGAUUAUUCUCAAAAUUUGGUAUUCAUAAUCUUUAUUUUUUUUCUUACUUUUGGACCACAAAAACUCCCUUUCUUCUUUUUUUUUUGUUUGUUUUAAAACAUUUCUGAGAUUAUUCUCAAAAUUUCAGCUUUUUUGUUGUUGUUGUUUUGGUGGAAAUGGCCUUCUUUUAAUUUCUAUGUACAACGGCCCAGAUACGCUCUUGUACACAGGAGACGCUGUCCGGCCAAAGGGACUCCGCCUGCUGCAGUUGUUUGGUGCUGGCAUCAGUAAAACUUAAUUUUUCUUACAUUGAUUGUUUGUUACUUUGACACUUUUCAUGCCACAGAGAUCAGAGUCUCAAUGUUGCGUCCAUGUCGCGUUUCUCCUUCCUAGAAAAAUCUUCCGUUCUUCCUGGUGUCUCACAUUUUAACGUGACUAUGAAAAACAGAGAAUUCUGGGAACUAGUGUUUAUAAAAUCUUAGACUUUUUUUUCUCUGUCUCUCUCUCUCUCUCUCUUUUUUUUUUUUUACAAUAAAAACGUGCAAGAACAACUCUG
Xiphophorus maculatus (southern platyfish) is the source of this 2988-nucleotide messenger RNA. Its product is annotated as SRSF protein kinase 2-like. Gene Ontology annotation, biological process: spliceosomal complex assembly; protein phosphorylation; regulation of mRNA processing. Gene Ontology annotation, molecular function: ATP binding; protein kinase activity. The coding region runs from base 324 to 2099 and encodes 591 amino acids. Lineage: Eukaryota; Metazoa; Chordata; Actinopteri; Cyprinodontiformes; Poeciliidae. The transcript is spliced from 15 exons. The record is from RefSeq and is a predicted model, not a curated record.